CAGAUGGACUUGGGUCCUGGUUCUGGUGGCAGGUGGAAGCAGGUGCCAUACAUGCUGCUGACCAAUGCCAUGCAGAGGGGGAAAGGGGCAGAGUAAGAGACAGGUAAAAACCCUUCAGGUUGUACAAGCAACUUGGGUCGUGCUACAAGCUUGAAGCAGAGGGGCAAGCCCAUGAACUUGAACAUGACCUAUUGCACUUGGCGAGUCCCAGCAUCAUGCUCCUGAGGAAGCAGUAUGGGUUCAGGACCCGCCGACUACAAUUCCUCCUGCUAUUCCUGGUGCUGGGCUGUGUGCUGGUGAUGGUGGUGAUGCGGAACCCUGCCUCACACACCUCCCAUCAAACUGAUACUGUCCAGGCCAGCCAGCACAACCAUGCUGCGGCCAGAGACCGCCUGGACUUUGGGGACUCCCAGGAGUGGGUGCUGGAGGCAGUGGGGGAGGAGUACAGCCCCAUGGGGGACCUGCCAGAGUACAUCUCCCUGCGGGAGGAUGAGCUGCUGGUAGCCAUAGCCUCGCCCAGGGCCAGAAGGGACCGGAGCUGGGGCAGAAGAAGUGGCAGCUACCAGUUCAUCAAGCAGUCUCGCAGGAGGCAAGACGAGGAUGCCCCAGAGAGAGACUGGGCAGCUGAAGAGGAGGACGGGCAGAUGUCUGAAGCAGAAGUACCAACCUCACUUGGCCUGGACUUCAACGUGCUCCUGCAGGUGCAGAGGCCCCUACCUGAGGUGCGACACCCACUGUGUCUGCAGCAGCACCCAGGGGACAGCCUGCCCUUGGCCAGCAUCAUCCUCUGCUUCCACGACGAGGACUGGGCCGCUCUGCUGAGGACUGUGCACAGCAUCCUGGGCACGGCGCCCCGGGCCUUCCUGAAGGAGAUCAUUCUGGUGGAUGACCUUAGCCAGCAAGGACAGCUCAAGUCUGCCCUCAGUGAACACGUGGCCAGGCUGGAGGGCGUGAAACUGCUCAGGAGCAACAAGAGGCUGGGCCCCGUCGGGGCCCGAAUGCUGGGGGCUGCUAGGGCCACGGGGGACGUGCUGGUCUUCAUGGACGCCCACUGCGAGUGCCACCCCGGCUGGUUGGAGCCCCUCCUCAGCAGAAUAGCCAGUGACAGGAGCCGUGUGGUGUCUCCUGUUAUAGAUUCGGUUGACUGGAAGACUCUGCAGUAUCAGCCCUCCAAGGAGCUGCAGCGUGGGGUGUUGGACUGGAAGCUGGAUUUCCACUGGGAGCCUUUGCCAGAGCAUGAGAAGAAAGCCCUCCAGUCCCCCAUCAGCCCUAUCAGGAGCCCUGUGGUACCCAGAGAGGUGGUGGCUGUGGACAGACGCUACUUCCAAAACACAGGCGUAUAUGAGACUGUCACGUCACCUAGGGGUGGUGAAAACCUCGAACUGUCUUUCAAGGCCUGGCUCUGUGGUGGCUCGGUUGAGAUCCUUCCCUGCUCCCGCGUGGGCCAUGUCUACCAAGACUGGGAGGCCCACUCCCUGGUUGACCAGGAGGCCAUGCUGCGAAGCAAGGUCUGCCUCGCUGAGACCUGGCUGGGGUCUUUCAAAGAUACCUUCUACAGGCACAGUCCGGAGGCCUUCUCCCUGAGCCAGGCUGAGAAACCCCUCUGCCCGGAGCACUUACAGCUGCAAAGGCGACUGGGCUGUCGGACGUUCCACUGGUUCCUGGCCAACAUCUAUCCCGAGCUGUAUCCAUUGGGACCCAGGCCCAGGUUCUCCGGAAAGCUCCACAACACUGGCCUCAGCUUCUGUGCAGACUGCCUGGCAGAGGGGGACAUCGUGGGCUGUCCCAUGGUGCUGGCGCCCUGCAGUGACAGCCGGCAGCAGCACUGGGAGCACACAGGCGGAAAGGAGAUCCACCUGCACAGCCCGUGGCACCUGUGCCUGGGUGUCAGGCGAGAGCAGGUGGUCCUGCAGAACUGCACCGGGGAAGGCCCUGCCGUCCAUCAGCAACACUGGGACUUGCAGGAGAAUGGGAUGAUUGUCCACGUUCUUUCUGGGAAAUGCCUGGAAGCUGUGAUGCAAGGAGACCACAAAGAUCUGCGCUUGCGCCUCUGUGAUGGCAAAGCCAGCCAGCUGUGGCGGUUUGACCAAGCCAGUGCUGUAGAUGAACGGUGAAUGCCAAUGCCAAAGCAGAAGUUGGGCUGCCAGGGGUCAACCCCCAGGGAACUAAAAGGGCAUGCGUGUUUCAGAAAGUCAAUCCUUUUCUGCUUGUGCUCCUAGGGAUAGAAGAAAAUCCCAUCAAAGGAUGUAGGGAAUCUCUCCUUCUCAUAAAUGAUUUCGUUGAUUGCUUGGUGUUUUCAAAGAAGGUUAAAAAUGAAUUCAUCAUCAUCAUCACUGGGAGAUGGUCAUUACUGACAUGGAAGAUUCUUUUCCCACUGAGUGCCCAGCAACUGCUUGAAUUUCUGAGUAGCCAACAAUCCUGCACACUCUUGGGCAGCACCUGCAGGAUACAUCAGUCCAAUGAAUUUUCUUAGUCUUCGCAGUCUUAUCUUGGAUUAUCUGUGGCCAACCAUGAAAACUAAAGAGGGCCUGCCGUGGUAGCCUGGAAGCUAAAGUCCUCACCUUGCACACGUUGGGAUCCCAUAUGGACACCAGUUCAUAUCCCAGCUGCUUUACUUCCCACCCAGCUCCCUGCCUGUGGCCUGGAAAAGCAGUGGAGAAUGGCCCAAAGCCUUGGGACCCUGCACCCAUGUGGAAGACCUGGAAGAGGCUCCUGGCUCCUUACUUCGGAUUGGC
Molecule: messenger RNA, 2735 nt
Organism: Ochotona princeps (American pika)
Lineage: Eukaryota; Metazoa; Chordata; Mammalia; Lagomorpha; Ochotonidae
Gene: GALNT15
Product: polypeptide N-acetylgalactosaminyltransferase 15
Exons: 10
Coding region: 216-2114 (632 amino acids)
Cellular component (GO): Golgi apparatus
Source: RefSeq, a predicted model, not a curated record